Messenger RNA from Tripterygium wilfordii, 1725 nucleotides. Its product is annotated as exopolygalacturonase-like. NCBI's taxonomy places the organism in Eukaryota, Viridiplantae, Streptophyta, Magnoliopsida, Celastrales, Celastraceae. The record is from RefSeq and is a predicted model, not a curated record. Gene Ontology annotation, biological process: carbohydrate metabolic process. The coding region runs from base 306 to 1502 and encodes 398 amino acids. The transcript is spliced from 4 exons. Gene Ontology annotation, molecular function: polygalacturonase activity.
AAGUUAGUUAGUGCUUAUAAAUAGCAGGGCACCUAUGCUUGAACAUCUAGAGCCAAAAAAGCCUAAGAAUCAGGUGUUUAAUAGCAAAUCACCUCAGCUCCUUAAAUGGAGGAAGAAUUUACUUCAGAGGACCAAAAUUACCUAUCAAUUUUAGGUGCUUUGAUGGGACAACUUGUCUCUGCCAAAGAUUUAGUGGUUCAAGCUUCCUAUAUCAUGCUAUAAAAGCACCCUUUUGGAUUGUCUUCUUAAUCUGAAAGCAAGCAGUAGGAACCUCAAAGACCUGAAAGGACAAAGACAAAAAGGAUAUGGCUUCCAAGAUGAGCAUAGGAGUUACUUGUUUUCUAUCCUUUUUAGCAUUGCUCAUGGGAGCUGAAAGUGUGAUUUUUGACAUAAGAAAAUAUGGAGCAAAGGCUGAUGGCAGGUCAGAUGACAGCCAGGCCAUUGCAAAGGCUUGGAAUGCAGCAUGCAUGUCCACAAGUCCGAGCUCGGUCCUGAUAGGAAAAGGUAACUACUUGGUUGGUCCGGUGAUGUUUAAAGGUCCAUGCAAGGCUCCUGUAACUGUUCAGGUUCAAGGAAAUGUCAUGGCUCCAGUGGACGUCAACAAGUUCAAGUCGCAGGAUGGAUGGAUUGUUUUCCAAAAUAUUGAUCGAUUAAGAGUCGUAGGACGUGGAAAAUUUGAUGGUCAAGGAGAACAAGCUUGGGCGAAGAAUGAUUGUGCAAAAACUGGAAAAUGCAAUUCUCUACCCAUAAAUAUGCGAUUCACCUCGGUCACCAACUCCAUAGUCAAAGGCAUAACCUCAGCAAACAGCAAGCUCUUUCACAUGAACAUUAUAAACUGCAAGAACCUCACCCUUCAGAACAUUAUCAUCACUGCGCCAAACCACAGCCUGAACACCGAUGGGAUUCACAUUGGUCGGUCAAUUGGCGUUAACAUUACAGGCGCUAACAUAAAAACGGGCGAUGAUUGCGUCUCUCUCGGGGAUGGAAGCCAACAAAUCAACAUUGAGAAAGUUAAGUGUGGUCCUGGUCAUGGCAUUAGCGUGGGAAGUUUAGGCAGAUACCCCAAUGAACAACCUGUUGUUGGUGUGACAGUGAGAAAUUGCACCAUCUCAAACACAAUGAACGGCGUCAGGGUUAAGACAUGGCCAAAUUCUCCUAAUGGCGUUGCUUCAGAUAUGCAUUUUGAGGAUAUUAUCAUGAACAAUGUUGGCACUCCUGUUCUUAUUGAUCAAGAAUACUGCCCAUACAAUCAAUGCACAUUGAAGGUUCCUUCGCGAGUUAAGAUCAGCAAUGUUAGCUUCAAAAAUAUCCGGGGAACUUCUUCGACUCAGGUGGCCGUGAAGCUUGUUUGUAGCAAGGGCAUACCAUGCCAGAAGGUGGAGUUGAAGGAUAUUAAGCUGACAUACAAGGGAAAAGAAGGUCCUGCCAUAUCUGUGUGUGGUAAUGUGAAGCCUACACUCUCUGGGACAUUGAUUCCAGCUGCUUGCACCAAGUCUCAUUAAUCUUCUUCAGUUGAUUCCAAAUUUUUUUUGUCUACAAAUCAUGACUUAUGUUGAUAUUUCCCUUAGAGGAAAUCUUGACUCUCCUUUUUUUUUAAGUCUAUGUAUCAGUUCUAUCUGAAAGAAACUGAUAGAAUUCUGUACUGUAUUUGUUCUUUCAAAGUCCAUUGAUGUUGCAUGCUAAAUUAAUAAAAGAAAGAUUAAGCUGUUCCAAAUUGAUAACUUG